Molecule: messenger RNA, 726 nt
Organism: Eruca vesicaria subsp. sativa (arugula)
Lineage: Eukaryota; Viridiplantae; Streptophyta; Magnoliopsida; Brassicales; Brassicaceae
Source: the annotation of a GenBank genome assembly
AUGGCUGACUCACCCGUGGAUUCACCUCCUGCCCCGGAAACUCCUAAUGCAGGUUCAGGUUCGUCGGCAAAUGAGACAUCACCACCAGCACCACCUGUUUCAUCCCCACCUUCCCCUGACUCUGCUCCUCCACCAACUAAUAACAGCUCGGCUUCCUCACCGCCACCUGCACCGCAAGAAACCACACCUCCUCCAUCACCUCCACCUUCACCGCCUGCUCCAGUUAAUCCACCACCGAAAACUCCAGAGAAUCCUUCUCCACCUUCCCCUCAAGUCCCAACUCCUGUAACUCCACCUGCACCGCCUCAACCACCGGCUAACCAAUCACCUCCUUUACAAAGACCAUCCCCUCCUUCUCCUGGUGCCAAUGAUGACCGUAACAAAACCAUUGGCGGAAACAACAACAACAAUAACGGUAACAACAGAGACGGUUCUCUACCGUCUCCACCUUCAGGGAACAGAAGCUCCGGCAACGGUGACUCACCUUCACCGCCUCGGUCAAUCAGCCCUCCUCGGAAUAGUGGAGGUUCAGACUCAUCAUCGUCGUCUCCAGGAGAACAACAUCAACAAGCCAAUGUUGGACUGAUUAUUGGAGUACUUGUAGGAGCAGGGCUACUGCUUCUACUCCUAGUGCUUAUCUGCAUCUGUUGCAAGAAGAAAAAGAAGAAACGUGAUCCUCAAGUCAACCACUUGCACUACUACAAUAAUGGUAAUCACAUGUUUUAA